Messenger RNA from Mugil cephalus (flathead mullet), 4493 nucleotides. It is a transcript of the gene ccdc66, whose product is annotated as coiled-coil domain containing 66. Gene Ontology annotation, cellular component: cilium; microtubule. The transcript is spliced from 21 exons. The record is from RefSeq and is a predicted model, not a curated record. Gene Ontology annotation, molecular function: microtubule binding. Gene Ontology annotation, biological process: cilium assembly. NCBI's taxonomy places the organism in Eukaryota, Metazoa, Chordata, Actinopteri, Mugiliformes, Mugilidae. Bases 138 to 2693 code for a protein of 851 amino acids.
CCGGAAGUGGCUGUGCGGUCAGUUAGAGCAGGGUGGAAGCGCUUGUACUAAAGUAUAAUUUAUGCACUGAUAUUCCGUUUAUUUUUAUAAGGUUGUCGGUAAACGUGCAGCUGUCUCUGUGUGUAUUUUCUGUUGGCAUGAAUCUCGGAGACGGUCUGCUGUUCGAACUUGAAAAUGGAAAACCCCGGUUGAUUUUACUCAGUCACGGUGCUGAUAAAAAAACAGUAAAGCAGCCUCCCUACAAGCCCAGAGCAGCCAACGUCUUGAGCUGCAGGCAGCCGUCCUGUGUGGAGGAGGUACACGCAGAGGAGCGUCCACCUAGGCAGCUGGCAGGGAGGCACAAAGAGGCCAAGCAUAAGGCUGGAGGAGCUGCUGCCUCAUGCACCUCCAACACUGAGUGGAGGAGCACCACCUUGACUUCAUUAAAGUCACAGGAUCAUCCCAAAGGGACUGGAGUUAAAUCAGUGCCUAAGGGGAAAGCAGACAGACAAAAACACACCGGUACUGUUGGAUCCCAGAGAGUCAAUGGCAAAACGGCACAGAGCAGCGGGAGUCAAGAUGGCAGAAACGCGGGACGUAACGACGCGCUGAGCGGUGGAGACGCAGGACUGAAGGACAGCGUGGUGUGUCUGACCAAUGAGCAGCUCCAGCAGAUCCUCAGCUCUGUCCAGGCGUCCAGCAACAACCAGCAACCAGCAGAGGAUCAAAGGACGCAAGGAAAUGAGGCUAGCUCAAAAUGUGACUCCUUGGGGAAUGGAGGAGGAGGAGGAGGAGGAGGAGAAGAGGAAGAAGACAGAGGAGGAGGCUCACAAGACAAACAUGACAGGCCGUCUGGAUGUCUGCUGAGCUGGAUGGAGGGACGACAGUUAGACGACAGGAAGGCCAUCGACGCCAAGAAGGCUCAGUGGAAGAGAGAACUCGAUGAGCAGGUGGCUCUGAAGCAGCAGCAGCAGCGUUCAGCCCCUAGCAGACUGCAGAUGGAGGAGGAUACUCAGAGUGUGUUGUCGGUCCAGAGCUCAGUCAGCCACAGGGAGCAGCCUGCAGCCAUCAGAUCCAGCCUCCGACUCGGGGAGGUCAGUCCCAUGGAGGAGGUGCUGAGUGUCGAGAGGAAAGAGGAGCAGAGGAGACGCUGGCUGGAGGAGCUGGACCGUCAGAGAGAGGAGACGAGUGAACGCAGGCGACGGGAGAAACUGCUGCAGAAUCAGACGGAGGACCACGAGCUCUGGGCCACACACUUUGACUCGCUGCAGAGGAGGCCUCUGGUCCGGGCUGCAGCUCCGUCAGCUCCUCCUUGUGGCUCCGAGCGAGGAGAGUGGGAGCCCUCGUCCAGUCUGUCGCUGUGGGAGGCCACGAGCAGCUUCGGAGCGGAGAGCGUCGGGGCAGCCAGCAUUGAUACAACCAGCGGAUACCCGGCCAAAACCAGUUAUCUGAGGACCAUGACCUCCCUGCUGGACCCUGUCCAGAUAGAAGAGAGAGAGAAGAGGAGGCUCAAACAGCUGGAGCAGCAGCGGGCGAUCGAGGCCCAGAUGGAGGAGCGUCGACGGCAGAAGGAGCAAGAGGAGGCGAAGAAGAGGCAGGAGGAGCAGGAGGAAGAGAGGAGGAUAGCGCUGGAAAGAGAGAUGCUGCAGAGACAGUACGAGCUGGAUGCACUGAGGGAGAGACAGAAGGAGCAGUCGGUCAAUGAAGAAGAGCAGCCAAAAACAGGUCAUGAUGAUGUUAGAGUGCAGGAAACGACGGAGCCCAGCGUUACCGCCCGAGCCGAGGGUUUGGAGGACACCGACAGUCCGGCCUCUUCUUACAGAGACACAGCUGUGCAGACGGAAGCAGCUCCCAGUCUCCCGCACAGAGAUGAGACUCCGGACGUCCUCAGCGCUCGACUCCAGCCGCCUCCGAGCGGCCGGAGCCGAGCUCUGAGGACGGGGAAGGAGAACGUCUGCGUGUCGGCGGGAGGUGACCCGUACGAGGCGUUUGCCAGGACGGAGAGGAACAGGAGAGACAAGAGGAGGCCAGAGUGGAACACGCAGAGACCCAGCCGGCGUUUCGUCCCGGCCUCGGAGCGCUACCCAGCUGCUCUGCAGAGGAACAGGCAGGAGAGUCGACUGAAGAGACAAGCUGAGCUCCUCGCUCUGCAGGAGAGGACCUGUCUGUCCAGGACUGACCCUCCUCCUCCUCCUCCUCCUCCUCAGCAGCAGAACGAGUCUCGUCUCGGCCUCUCACAGACCAGGACCAGUCCCAGCAGGAAGGUGGAAACUGGCACCAACGGACACGACAACACCAGCAACAACAACAGUGAAAGGGGGCGCUCUCCUCCCAUCCCUGCAGCCAGACACAGAAGUCAGGGUCAGCUGGCCUCCUCCUCUCCUCCUCCUCCUCCUCCUCCUCCUCCUCCGGUCCUGGAGUUCGUUCCUUACGUGCGGACGGAUGAAGUCUUCAGCCUGGACCCCCUGGAGCCCGCGGACACCCCUCCACCUCUCACUCACUCAGCUCCUCCACCUCCACAUGGGCACCACCACCACCACCACCACCACCUCCUCCACCCAGAGCUGCUGCGAAACAAACAAACCCUCCGGCAGCAGGAGAUCCUGAGAGGACUGGCUCAGCUACGACAGGGUUUACUACAGAAGCAGAGGGAGCUAGAGACAGACCUGAAGCGCCAUGACAACGAGCACCGGUCGCCCCCGACAACACGGUGACCUGUGGGUCGGGAUGAAGAAGUUUUAAUUCAGCAGGAAUAAAUACAGUCUCAUUGAUGACAGAGGAUCAAUCGCCAACUCGGUGGACAGUAAAUGUGCCAAAACGUGAUCUUCUGAGGGAUCUGAUCACAAGUGUCCAGCGUUGAGUGCGUCUGAACGGCUGUUUGUUGUGUGUGUGUGUGUCACGACUUGGGGACAUGAAACAUGUUGUUGAACCAUCUUUGAAGUCUCUCUCUCACUGGAAGCGCACACGUCAUGUUAGUUAUUUUAGAGACAGGGUUCUGUCAUAAUCUGGGCUUUAUCUAUAAGAUAACUAAAUGACUAAUAAACUAAUAAAUGAAUGAUAACUAUAAUAUUUUUGCUUUCACUGAGAGACAGAUUUCCCAGCUUGUUCCACAUUAAUAACAACAUCUGUUCCUGCUUCUGAAACAGUGAAAACAGCUGUUACACUAUUAUACUGUGUCACAAAAUUGUGUUUAUUUACAUACAGAAACUGUGUGGUGUCUUAUGUCAGCUGUACAUACUUGUACUUAACCUCCUGAGACCCAGCGUCCUCAUAUGGGGACAUUACGUUUUACAUUUGUAGCAGCUUAUCCUGCUUCGUCCUCAUAAGGAGAAACUUUUGUCUUGUUAGCAAAGGGUCAGUACACUUGUUUAUUUAUGUUUAUUAACUUUUCUAGUUUGAUAUGACAUGCAAAUUUAACAAAUUAACAAGUACUCGUUUGAGGACGUUGGGAUUUCAUCGUUUCCAGUUUUAUAUUUCGGUUCAAAUUGGUGACUUAAAUUGUCUUAAACACUGAAAUAAUCCCUGAGUCCACAUAAUUUCUUCCAAAACUACUUCCAGUUCAAAGAUGAUGCUUGUUUUUUUUUUGUCUUAAUCUAAUCUUAAAGACAUUAAGAUAAAUUCCAAACAAAUGGGUCUCAGGAGGUUAAAGCUGAGAUGGGAUUUUUCAGGAGACGUGUUGAAGUCUGAACAGGGUCCCAGUGUUUAGGCUACACAUGUUUUCACCUGGCCGUGUAAAUACAGACACUACUUUCCACUUUGCAAAUGUUACAUCACAACACGGCUGAAAUGGGAGCUGCCAUUUUGCACUGAUGACUAAUUUUCCAGGUCAUGAGGUUCACUAGUGAAUACAGCUAUUGUUCUGAUCAUUUUGGAGGAUGUUUGUAGUUUGUGGAGCUAUUGAACGUAGAUAGAAUUAAACACUAAUGUGUUUCUGUUAUUUAGCGUAGCCCACUAACAACAACGUUAAAAUAUUAGGAACAUGUGUCAGUUCAAUAUUACCACAAACCACGUCCUCCACAAUGAAAAUACAGAUGAAUCAACAGCUGUUUCCGUUAUUUAAACUUCAUGAAGACAUGUUUGAGUGAAGAACUGUCUGCUGGACUUUGUGAACACAUUGUGUUUGCUCAUAUUUGGUCCUGGAUAACACAACUCCACCCUCCAUCAUCUCAGUGUUCCCUUUAAAUCUGCUCCGUCUUUUUCUACCUCUCAAAAUUCAACACCAUCAAACAGACAAACGUUUCUCCUGCUGCUCACGGACUGAACUUAAGAGGUUGUGCAACACGCUGGGAAGACUUAAUUGUAAAGUUUGUUUUCAAUGCACUUUGUUUGAGAAUGUCACUGGACCAGUCUGUACAUAUUUCCUUUUACAGAGAAGCUCCAUCGACUUGUUUACACCAAGACUAAAUGUCCUUUUUUUAGCUUCUGCUGGUCGAGGAGUUUCUGUUUGUGUGUUUUUUAUUGUACUUUUUUAUUUAUUGUAAACAUAAUAAAUAAUGUGUUAGUGUUUUGAUUGA